AAGUUCACUUGGUUGGCAAUCCUGCGUUCACGUUGUUUGUGGCUGACCAAAGAUGAGAAUUAAAAAUGAUCGUUCUCAAUCUUUUAAAUUAUAAUUACACGUUAAGGAUGUUAAUUUAAUUACUACGCAACUAUAAAGAAUCCGCACGAAGAAAUACAUUAUAAAUUGCGAGCAUGUUGUCGGAUGUUCGUCCCUUUAUGACUUUUAUGGAUGUGGAACACUCUCGAUCAUAUAUAGACGACUUGUACUCAUCAGACCCAGAUAAAUGCCUUACUUCCCUCAUAUGUAUCAAAAAUUCUGUCAUCGGCUCCAAUCGUCAAAAGGAAAGUGUUAUAGCUCAAGGCAUUGUACCACGACUGAUACAGCUAUUAAAGGACAGGAAUAGGAAAGCCGCAAUUCGAUUAGAAUCUGUAGUUACAAUAGGAUCGUUAGCGAAAGGAACCGGGGAACAUGUAGAGCUGCUAAUUAACUGUGGAACAGUUCCACUUUUACUGGAUCUUUUGGAAGAAAAUGAUCCUUUAUUGAUAGACGCGUGUUUAUGUUGUCUACGAACACUUUCUCAACAAGAUACCGGCCGAUUUCAAACAGUCUACUCACACAGACAUCUACAGAAAUUGUUAAGUUUUGCAGAACCGGAAGAAAAUAUUUUACGACAAUCGUGCGUCGCUAGUAUAUUGAGUUCGUUAUGCAAGGGGGCAUCGGAACAAAACGCUUUACGUUUAGCCGGUGCGGCACAAGUGCUCACAAAUAUGCUGAGCAUUUGUCAUACGGCUGUGCGUGUCCCUACGUUAACAUGUUUAGCCGCUAUGGCGUUCGAAAAUCGAGCGGUCGCGGAGGAGAUUACAAACACAUCAUAUAAGGACACGAAAGUGAUUACUAUUUUGGCACGUUUACUCUCUAGGGAUAAACCUAUUGACAUGCAACUGGAAGCUGCUAGAUGUUUAACAAAUUUACAUCGAGCAGGUGCAAUAAUGGCGUACGAUGCUGUGAUAACUUUUAGAACGUUACCUUGCUUGGUUCGGUUGUGUCAGAUUGAGCAUUCGACUCCUCACAGAGCAGCCGCAGCAAAUACAUUAGCGUACCUUACCGAAGUCGACAGUGAGCUGCAGCAGACCACCGCCAUUAGUAAUCAGUUAAUUGGAGCGUUAGCGGAUUCGCUGUUGAAUUCGAACAACGUGUUGGCCAGACAGGCGGCAUUCAGUGCGUAUGCUUCUUUGGCCGCCAAUGACGAGGACAUACGUAAAAGACUUAUUGAAACGAACAGGCUUUUGAUCGGUUGGGAUGGAGAAUCUGGUCAACACAGGCAUGUUAGAGCUUUCGCAUCUCUGGGAGCCAAUGAUGAGGACAUACGAAAACGUAUUAUCGAGACGAACAGACUAAUGGAGAGAGUAGUGGACGGUUUGGGUGAUCCAAACGAAGGUGUUAGAUUAGCGGCUAUACGUUGCCUACAUUCCUUAAGCAGAUCAGUUCAACAGUUACGCACAACGUUUCAAGAUCAUUCCGUGUGGCGUCCUUUAAUGGCUCUACUUACAGGUUCACCCCCUCUUGAACUACUAAGCGCCGCGUCUUCCACAUUGUGUAAUUUACUACUGGAAUUUUCACCUGCAAAAGAGCCUAUGUUACAGCAGGGAGCAGUACAGUUGCUGGCAACGUUAACGACAAGAAACGAACCUGCUCUACGGCUAAACGGAGUGUGGGCCUUAAUGAAUCUCGCUUUUCAAGCGGAGCAGCGCGUCAAGUCACAAAUACUAACUGCUUUAGGAACCGAUCAGAUAUUUCGUCUCUUAGCCGAUUCGGAUACAAGGAUAUUGAUGAAAACAUUGGGGUUACUGAGGAACCUAGUGUCGCCCCGUGCCCAUACGGACGCUAUGAUGACGCUUCAUGGGCCCCAGGUGAUGCAGGCUGUCGUACUGGUGCUGGAGGGCCCGCAUUCGCCCGACGUUAAAGAACAGGCGCUUUGUAUUUUGACGAAUAUUGCCGACGGCGAACGAGCCAAGGACCAUAUUAUGGCCAAUGAUGACGUUUUAAAAAAAUUAACCGACUAUAUGACUCAUCCUUCUACACGUUUGCAAAUCGCUGCAAUUUACUGCAUCACUAAUCUCAUCCGACAGGAAGAACCUGGCGCCGCCGAGCGCCAACUACGACUAAGAGAGAUGGGCGUUGUAAACAUACUCAAUCAACUUUCUACAACUCCCGACAAUCUUCUAUAUGAUAAGGUAAAAAUGGCGCUGGUGCAUUUUCCAGAAUACUAAGCCACUGUUGUAAGUCUGAUCCGUGAAAGAUAGGAAAAACAUGACGUACCUUUUUAUAAAAAUUCUUGUUAGUAAUUUAUUUCAGUUAUAUAGUGCGAAUUGUAGGUUAUGUAUAAUUAUACACUUGAUGUGUUGUAAAUAUUUUUUAAAUGUAUUUUGUGAUUGUAACUCAAAACAAUAUUUGAUAUAAAAGAUUUAUUAUUACAA
Molecule: messenger RNA, 2459 nt
Organism: Photinus pyralis (common eastern firefly)
Lineage: Eukaryota; Metazoa; Arthropoda; Insecta; Coleoptera; Lampyridae
Product: armadillo repeat-containing protein 8-like
Exons: 7
Coding region: 174-2252 (692 amino acids)
Biological process (GO): proteasome-mediated ubiquitin-dependent protein catabolic process
Cellular component (GO): GID complex
Molecular function (GO): protein binding
Source: RefSeq, a predicted model, not a curated record